Cryptomeria japonica (Japanese cedar) is the source of this 1443-nucleotide messenger RNA. RefSeq names its product probable aspartic proteinase GIP2. Gene Ontology annotation, biological process: proteolysis. Gene Ontology annotation, molecular function: aspartic-type endopeptidase activity. The transcript has a single exon. The record is from RefSeq and is a predicted model, not a curated record. NCBI's taxonomy places the organism in Eukaryota, Viridiplantae, Streptophyta, Pinopsida, Cupressales, Cupressaceae. Bases 97 to 1365 code for a protein of 422 amino acids.
CACACAAAGCUUGUUACAGUCCAAAGCUAAAGCUAUAUAUAUAGGGCUUCAAUUUCCACUUCAUUCACUCACUGCUAUCAUAAACCAGAUCAACAAAUGGCUCGUUUGCGUAUCCUUCUCUUGGCCCUCGCCAUUUCCUCCAUUUUCUGUCGAUUGCCGGCAAAUGCUGUGUCCCCAAAAGCUCUGGUCGCGCCCAUCACAAAGGACGCCAAAACCCUGCGCUACACCGUAGAAAUCCUGCAGAAAACCCCUGUGCAGAAGCAGAAUUUAAUGCUAGAUCUCACCAGCGAUUACUCCAUCUUUCGCUGCUCAGCAAAAGCCUACAAAUCAUCCACAUAUUCUCCCGUCCCCUACACCGAAACCCUCUGCAAGUCAUACGAAUAUUCCGGCUCUAGUAUCUGUUAUUCUCCGACGGCCCCCGGCUGCCACAAUGGCACGUGCGUAGUUCCGGGACUGCCCAACUAUGAGCUGGCACGUGACGUGGCGUCCAUCCGCGCCACCUCGGGUUCGAACCCCGGUGGUUACGUUAAGGCCUCCGGCGUGGUCUUCGCCUGCACCGAAGAAACCGACACCUUCCGGGACUACCCCAGCAAGGCAACGGGGCUUGCCGGUAUGACGGCAUCCUCGCUGGCACUGCCAGCUCAGCUAUCGGCGUCUCUUGGCAUUUCACGGGAGUUCGCCAUUUGCUUGCCUUCGACUGCCAACUCACCCGGUGCGCUCUUCUUCGGCAGCAAGCCAUAUGUCUUUCUGCCGCCACCUGGCAGGGAUCUGUCCACGAGGCUCAUCACGACGCCCCUGCUGAAGAACAGCUUCUACACAGACGACUACUACAUCGGCGUACGUGGCAUCCAAGUCAAUGGUGUCGACGUGGCAUUCAACAAGUCGAGCCUCCAGUUCGGCUACCGCGAACGUGGCGGCGCCAAGCUGGACACGCUCGUCCCUUACACGCAGCUCUCCUCCGCAAUAUACAACUCUCUCGCCAAGGUCUUCACUGACGUGGCAAUUAAAAUGAACGUCACCCGAGCUGCUGCCAACGUGGCUCCGUUUGGCACGUGCUUUAAUACUGCUGGCGUGGCGUCCACCCGCGUGGGCCCUGCCGUGCCAACUAUUGACCUCGUGCUGCAGAAUAAUGCCACGUGGAGGAUCUUUGGUGCCAACUCGAUGGUCCAGGUCAGUGAUAAAGUGAUGUGUUUGGGGUUUGUUGAUGGGGGUGGAGAUCCCGUCACCACCAUUCUAAUCGGGGCAUAUCAGAUGGAGGACAAUUUUCUCCACUUUGAUCUUGCCAGGUCAUCGCUGGGCUUUACCUCUUCCCUGCUCUUUCAGCAGACAACCUGCUCAAACUUUAAUUUCACAUCUUCUAAAUGAAGGAUGGAAAUCUACAAGAAUCAGCAUUUCAAAAUAAAGAUUAAAAUAAAUAAAAUGUGCUGAAUAUUUUGUGUUCUA